Striga asiatica is the source of this 3753-nucleotide messenger RNA. Lineage: Eukaryota; Viridiplantae; Streptophyta; Magnoliopsida; Lamiales; Orobanchaceae. The record is from the annotation of a GenBank genome assembly.
AACCGCCGCGUGCGAGCACCAACACUCGAUUUCCGUCGGGACGUGGAUGCUCACGAGCCCCAACCAUUGUUCGGCGAAUUCGAGCUCUCGACGGCAGCCCUGUUCAGCCCGUCCUUCGGCAACUCGGGAACCAUUGCUUCGUGUAGUCGCCGCCCUCUUAGACCAACGGUAUUUCGCUGAGUCAACUCGGAUCGCAGGUGUAGGCCGUUCUGGAGGAGUCGAUUUAUCCGUUAAUUAGAGGGGGUAAUGAGGACGGGCCUUUUCAACCGUCGGACGAUAAGGCAGGGAGCGCUGUCAGUCGGAUCGGUGAAGAUAAAGCUGAUGCUUGCCUGCUGCAUCGUGUUCACAUUUAUUGCGCUAGCAAGUCGAACGGCGACUUUUUUGGGUUGGAACAAAUACUCUGCUCCUCUCCAGCAAUUCUCUCUCCCAGGAAAAGGUUAUACCUUAUUGAUCAACACCUGGAAAAGAAGUGACCUUCUAAAGCAAUCUAUAUCUCAUUAUGCAAAGUGUCCCGGGCUAGAUUCUGUACAUAUCGUGUGGAGUGAACCUGACCCACCUUCGAAGUCCCUUGUCAACUUUCUGAACCGUGUCAUCAAGAUGAACUCCAAAAACAGUCGACCAAUUGAGUUGAAGUUUGAUAUCAACAAGGAAGACAGUCUGAACAACAGAUUUAAAGAGAUCAAGGAUUUGAAGUCAGACGUGGUCUUCUCCAUUGAUGAUGACAUUAUAUUUCCUUGUACAACAGUGGAAUUUGCUUUUAGUGUCUGGCGAAGUGCACCAGAUACAAUGGUCGGGUUUGUGCCUCGUGUUCACUGGUUUGAUAAAUCGGAAGGGAACGAGGACAAAUACAUUUAUAGUGGAUGGUGGUCUGUUUGGUGGACCGGAACAUACAGUAUGAUCCUUUCCAAAGCUGCCUUCUUCCACAAGAAGUAUCUCAGUAUGUAUAGUUACGAGAUGCCAUCGUCAAUUCGAGAAUAUGUGACCAUGAAUAGGAAUUGUGAAGAUAUUGCAAUGUCUUUCCUCGUCGCAAAUGCAACUGGUGCUCCUCCCAUCUGGGUCAAAGGUAACAUUUUUGAGAUUGGUUCAACCGGGAUUAGCAGCUUGGGUGGUCACACUGAGAAGAGGACUGAAUGUGUUAACCGUUUUAUCAGUGUGUAUGGUAGAAUGCCAUUAGUGUUGACUCCGAAACACAGGAAGCAGGUGAUGGUUUAUAGACGUAGUCAUGGUGCUCCACAUGGUCACCCUGAAUUUGUGCUCUGCCGGCGGCCAUCACCGCCGAGUACAGGGCGCCAAACUCCUCAGCAGUCCCCUGUCGGCAUCGAUCUUCUCGAUAAUCACUCGCAGCUUCUCCUCUGGCACACGAAUUCCAGAUUCUCCAGCGAUUUGCCGAGCUCUUUUCGACUGAUCUUGUCGUUGCCGUUCAUCAAGCAUGGAAAAGAUUCGGCGGAACUCCUGCGUGCCCAUCCGCAUUGCCUAUUAUUUCUUGAUUUUACCAGGCCCUUGAAGAUCAAUUCAACUAAUGAAACCGAGAGAAAGGUGUACAUUGUUUACAUGGGGGAAUUGCCGAAGAACACGAUAUCCGUUGUGGACCAGCACCACAGCCUUCUAUCAAAGACCAUCGGAGACGAAACAAUAGCUAGGAACUCCAAGGUACAUAGCUAUGGAAAGAGCUUCAAUGGCUUUGCAGCAAAAUUACUGCCUCAUGAAGCAGAAGAAUUAUCGAAAAAAGAAGGUGUGAUAUCAGUCUUUCCAAACGAGAUGCUAAAGCUUCAGACAACAAGGUCAUGGGAUUUUCUGGGGAUGCCUCUUGAUGUGAAGAGAAAUGAACAAGUUGAGAGUGAUACUAUAGUAGCCCUAUUAGAUACAGGAAUAUGGGUAGAUAACCCAAGCUUCAAUGAUGAGGGAUUUGGUCCUCCACCUAAGAAAUGGAAGGGCAAAUGUGACAGUGGCCAAAACUUCACUGGCUGCAACAAGCAAGUAAUCGGGGCCCGUUUUUUCCAAGUGGGUGACGAGGGCCCGUACGACGAGCCGCCCUCUCCCGUCGACCUCGAAGGCCACGGCACCCACACCGCCUCCACGGCGGCCGGCAUCCCCGUCGCCGGCGCUUCCCUGUACGGCAUCGCGGAGGGGACCGCCCGCGGCGGCGCCCCGCGGGCCCGGAUCGCGAGCUACAAGGUGUGCUGGGGCCCGGGAUGCCAGGACGCCGACCUUCUGGCGGGGUUCGACGCGGCCAUCGCCGACGGGGCGGACGUGAUCUCGGUGUCCAUCGGAGGCCGCACGCGCAAGUUCACGGAGGACUCGAUCGCGAUUGGGUCGUUCCACGCCGCUCGGCGGGGGAUCCUCACGGUGUGCGCGGCGGGGAACGACGGGCCCACGGCGGGCUUGGUCGAGAACGUGGCGCCGUGGGUGCUCACGGUGGCGGCCAGCACCACCGACCGGAAGCUCGUGACGGAUGUGGCUUUGGGCAACGGGAAGAAAAUUCCGGGAGUUGCGCUUAAUACAUAUUCACCAAAGAGACGAGUAUAUCCAUUGACAAACGGAGCUUUUGCACGAAACUCCACUAUUAUUCCCUAUGCAAAUUCCAGCGCAUGCGAUUUUGGGUCAUUGAACGAAACCUUAAUAAGAGGAAAAAUCGUGUACUGCCAAGAAGCCGGUGGUGAUAACACCGUCCCGUUUUCUGGUGGGGCCGCCACUAUAAUGUCCGAUAACGAUUACUUGGAUGUCUCUCGUCCCACAUUCGGCCCAGCAACUUACGUAAGCUAUGACGAUGGAUUAUACAUCGACAGCUACAUAAACUCCACAAGAUUACCGCAAGCCGUUAUAUUCAAAACGAAGAGCGUGAACGUGACCGAAUUCUACGUGGCUAGAUUUUCAUCUCGAGGCCCUCAAGACUUGAUCGACAUACUUGCCGGUUACACGAAACUAAUCUCCCUAAUGGACUCGCCGAGUGAUAAUCGGUUCGUUAACUACACGGUAUUCUCCGGAACUUCGAUGGCUACGCCACAUGUCUCGGGUGCCGCUGCCUAUGUCAAAACCUACCAUCCGAGUUGGUCUCCGGCCGCCAUUAAAUCGGCUCUAAUGACCACUUCAACAUUGUUCAAGGUGAAACCGGUGGAGGUUGAGUUAGCAACUGGCUCGGGUGAACUCAACCCGACUCAAGCACUUCACCCGGGCCUUGUAUACGACAUGGACAUAAUCUACUAUUUAAGCUUGCUUUGCAAGCAAGGCUACACGAGCAACGAUAUUAUUCUUUUGACCGGUAGCAAAAGCUAUAAUUGUUCGAAAAUCCCACAAGCGAAAGGCGCGGAUGGGUUGAAUUAUCCCUCGAUAUAUUAUCAAGUGCCCGAUCCAGAGUCUGGAUUUUCGGAAGUGUACUAUCGAGAGGUGACUAAUGUUGGGUUUGGAAAGUCAACAUAUAAGGCGGAAGUCAAUUCACCCGAGGGGCUGUCGAUCGAAGUCAACCCUAACGUGCUGAAUUUUGACCGGGCUUAUCAGAAGGCUUUGUUUGCCGUGACUUUGAAAGGGAAGUUGCCGCCGAAAGUGAACUAUUUGUCGGGUUCGCUCGUGUGGGAUGAUGGAAAGCAUCGUGUUAGGAGUCCCGUUCUCGUUUCGUAUUAUAACUCGUCGGUUUUUUAGUAUAUUGAAUAUGUGGGUAGAACUUUAUUAACUAUGGGGAGUAAAUUACUGACUUAGUUCAUUAUCUAAAUGAUAUUUGGCAUUUUCUAUAAUAUGAUGAUUGGAAAGUGUUGUUUA